Messenger RNA from Linnemannia hyalina, 636 nucleotides. Lineage: Eukaryota; Fungi; Mortierellomycota; Mortierellomycetes; Mortierellales; Mortierellaceae. The record is from the annotation of a GenBank genome assembly.
AUGUCUGACAGAAAAGGCCAAUAUACUCCCGUCAAUACCCACAACGACAACGACGACCACUCCCAGAACGCACUCCUCACGCAGGAAUUCGAACCCCCAGCCUACACACCCUCUACCGCACCCUCAUCACCCUACAUCGCAGGCCACCAGGUCCCCGGUCCUUCCUCAGCAGCUGGCCCAAGCGGCCCCGGUCUCUACCCCCAGCUCUACAACCCUCCUCAGCAGCAACCCUACCAACCCACAUACCAGCACCCCAAAUUCGACGACCACUCAAAGCCUCCACCAGCUCCUGCCGGUUUCGCUCCUCAGCCUCCAAACCAGCAGGCCAACUGUUUGGCGUCGCCGUUGAUUAUGAUGCGUCCCCCUGGUAGGAUCGAGGAUUUGAAGGCCAAGCCUGGUGUUGUUGUUUGUCCUCAUUGCCACUACCUUGUCCUCACCGAGACUACACCUGAGAAUGGAUCGUGCACAUACUUGGGAAUCCUGGGUCUCUUGCUCGCCGGUAUCACCUCCUGCGGAUGCUGUCUGUUGCCCUUGUGCAUUACCUCGACCAAGGACAUCAUGCACUCUUGCCCCAACUGCCAUGAGGACGUCGGUCUUUACUCUCGACUGAAGGAACGUACUUUCCCUCAAGCAUAA